AUGAAUCUGCGUCGUUUCUCUGUGGUGCUGGUUCUGCUGGUGGGCCUUUCAACUCAGAGCAAUUCUCUGGUAAGUCUCAGAAAUACUUCUUUUUUAUUUAUUUAUUUUCAUUCAUCAUUAUUGAAGAAAGUAAUACUGCAUUUUUAAAAAUCAGGCAAAUAAAUAAGAGCACAGUUAGAGAUAGUCAGGGCUAAAAGAUGGUAAAAUUGAGUCAUAAUAAGCAGAUAAAAGUCUCAUAAAUCUACAUAUUUGGCUUUAUUGUUUUUGAGUACUGUUGUUGUUUUAUUGACAGAGAACGGUAACUUAAUCUUCUACUUUGUGUCCCUCCAGGUACAACCAAAUGAAGACGGUAACCUUUUCUCCCUCUUUCUUUCAAACGUUAAACACAAGUUUUUGCAAAAAAGAUGUUCAUGUUGAUGAAGUGCUGUUUUGAAAUUUAGAUAUGAGGAUCAAGAAGCCAAUCCGUCUCGACAUUAGCUCUAAAAUUUUGGAGGCAAAUGAAGGUAUGCCACAUAUGUACCAUGAUCUCGACUGCAUACUGCAUGCAUUUACAUACAGCUGACAUAUUGUCUUAUUCUAGGGAUAAGCCAAGAUUUGGUUGAAGGUGAUGUUGCUCUGUCUAAGAAGAGGAAUGCUAUGAGAUGCUGGAGUAACUCCUGUAAAUGGACAAAAUCCUACAGUGGACUGGUGGAAGUACCCUACAGCCUCAGCGAUUACUUCUGUGAGGACUGAGGAAUUUAUUCACAAUUCAUACCAUCAUUAUCAAACCAAUAACUAAAGAAGGAAAUGCACCGAGUGGGUAUGAGGAUGUUUGUAAGUUACUUUUUUUUAUUAUUGUAGAUGACAGUGAAAAGGCCUCAAUAAAGAAAGCCAUGGAAACGUUCCACAGGAAAACCUGUGUUCGCUUUGUUCCCUACUUGGGCCAGUCUGACUACCUCAGUAUUGAGAGUGAACUCGGGUGAGUGCAGAGAAAGAGUAAGUGGACUAUAACCAGCAGCCCCCCAGAGAUAAAACCCGUGUCUCUGUCCCCCUCUGUGCUGAAGAUGCUGGUCUACCAUCGGUAAGGACGGAGGAAAGCAGGUGCUCUCUCUGUCUGUGUACGGCUGUCUGGAUCACGGUAUCAUUCAGCAUGAACUCCUACAUGCACUUGGCUUCAACCAUGAGCACACAAGAAGUGACAGAGACCAGUUUGUCAGGAUCAACUGGGAAAACAUCCCAGCAGGUGAGCUCUCAGCCGCUCUGCAGCAGCUCAUAGAUUUGUCUGUGCAUGUUUUGCAGAGACAUUACUGAGCCAGCUUUGAUCAUUCGUGUUUUAAGACUUUCUUUUUGAUCACUGAGUGGAAGAAUAUUAUACUCCUACUGAUAAACACUUCAUGUUUGUGCAGCUCAAGCAUACAACUUCCACAAAAAGGAUACCAACAACCUGAGCACACCUUAUGAUUACUCCUCUGUUCUGCACUAUGGGAGGUAACGUCCUUUUUCUCUUCUUAUAUGAAAGCUUUUGAAUCCUUUCAUAUGUUUUAUUAGAUUUUAGGGCUCUGUCAGGGUUAAGAGAAGAUGUUGACAGCAGCAUGGUCAUGGCAAAGGAGAGUGCUGCUGUUGUUAUUUCCCCCGUGGAUUCAUUUGUUGUAUAACUGCAGCACAAAACAAUGAAUGAUUAUUGUUUAACGCCCCCAGUAUUAAAAAGUUAAAACUCUGUUCUUUCAGUUAAACUUCACUUCUGAUUCUUCUGUGCAGGACUGCCUUCUCAUCGGUGUACGGCGAAGACACCAUCACUCCCAUUCCAGACUCCUCUGUAGCAGUUGGACAAAGGAAUGAGAUGUCUGACAUGGACAUCCUCAGGGUUAACAGGUUUUAUGACUGCAGUGAGUAUCAAGAAGUUUAA
Molecule: messenger RNA, 1885 nt
Organism: Xyrichtys novacula (pearly razorfish)
Lineage: Eukaryota; Metazoa; Chordata; Actinopteri; Labriformes; Labridae
Source: the annotation of a GenBank genome assembly